Messenger RNA from Closterium sp. Naga37s-1, 231 nucleotides. The record is from the annotation of a GenBank genome assembly. NCBI's taxonomy places the organism in Eukaryota, Viridiplantae, Streptophyta, Zygnematophyceae, Desmidiales, Closteriaceae.
CCUCGUCUUGUUCUGGAUGCAGAGUCAGUCAUGCCUGCUUUCACUUGUGAUGCUAUCCCCUUGUCACACCAGCGGGCGCACGGGAGCAGCUGUGGGCGACUGGCCAUGGCGGCUGCAACAUUUACUGCCCACCUGAAGCAUCACUUGGCCGCUUGCAGCAACAUCGGGCCUGCUGCAGCAGAUGGCGGCAGAAGCACUCUGCACCAGCACUCUGCCUGCAGCUCCCCUUGA